GAAGAAGAAGAAGGGAGAAGAAGAUGGGGAGUUUAGGAGCCAUGUUGACGCACCCGGACGAUAUCUAUCCGCUUUUGAAGCUGAAAAUGGCAGUGAGAAAUGCGGAGAAGCAGAUCCCACCGGAGCCUCAUUGGGGUUUUUGCUACUCCAUGCUCCACAAGGUCUCUCGCAGUUUCGCUCUCGUCAUUCAACAGCUUGGUCCCGAGCUUCGCAACGCUGUCUGCAUCUUCUAUUUGGUUCUCAGAGCCCUUGAUACUGUUGAGGAGGAUACAAGCAUUCCUUCUGAUACCAAAGUACCUAUUCUGAAAGCUUUUCAUCGUCAUAUAUAUGAUCGCGACUGGCAUUUCUCAUGUGGUACAAAGGCCUACAAAGUUCUAAUGGAUCAAUUUCAUCUUGUUUCGACUGCUUUUUUAGAGCUUGGAGAAAGUUAUCAAGAGGCAAUUGAAGAUAUCACCAAAAGAAUGGGUGCAGGGAUGGCAAAAUUUAUAUGCGAGGAGGUAGAAACAGUUGAGGACUAUGAUGAAUAUUGUCACUAUGUAGCAGGACUUGUUGGAUUAGGAUUAUCCAAGCUUUUCUAUGCCUCCAGGUUGGAAGAUUUGGCCCCUGAUUCCCUCUCUAACUCCAUGGGUUUAUUUCUUCAGAAAACAAAUAUUAUUCGAGAUUAUUUGGAAGAUAUAAAUGAGAUUCCAAAGUCACGCAUGUUUUGGCCUCAACAGAUCUGGAGAAAAUAUGUGAACAAACUUGAGGGCUUGAAAUAUGAAGAAAACUCGAAGAAAGCAGUUCAGUGCUUGAAUGACAUGGUAACAAAUGCAUUAGAACAUGGGGAAGAUUGCCUGAAGUAUAUGUCCGCUUUGCAAGAUCCUGCUAUAUUCCGAUUCUGUGCUAUCCCUCAGAUUAACUCUCUAGGGACUCUGUUAUACGCUUUUUCCGGCACUCAUGUUUAUUUUUCUUUUCAUUGUGGCUCCUCUCUAGGUCUUACUGCUAAAGUUAUUGACCAAACAAAAACAAUGUCUGAUGUCUACGGUGCUUUCUUUGAUUUUUCUUGCAUGCUGAAGUCCAAGGUGGAUAAUAAUGAUCCUAAUGCCACCAAAACAUUGAAUCGGGUUGGAGCAAUACAGAAGACAUGCAAGGAAUCUGGUUUGCUGAGCAGAAGGAGAUCUUACAUGGUGGACAGCCAUCCAAGGUACAACUCUGCUCUGAUCAUGGCAAUCUUCAUUCUACUGGCAAUCUUUCUCUCUUUUAGACUAGGGCCAUACAACUACAUCUUUAUUGAUCUGUGA
Messenger RNA from Telopea speciosissima, 1280 nucleotides. Its product is annotated as squalene synthase 1-like. Gene Ontology annotation, molecular function: squalene synthase [NAD(P)H] activity. Gene Ontology annotation, cellular component: endoplasmic reticulum membrane. Gene Ontology annotation, biological process: farnesyl diphosphate metabolic process; lipid biosynthetic process. Bases 24 to 1280 code for a protein of 418 amino acids. Lineage: Eukaryota; Viridiplantae; Streptophyta; Magnoliopsida; Proteales; Proteaceae. The transcript is spliced from 15 exons. The record is from RefSeq and is a predicted model, not a curated record.